GUGCACUUGUCCAUGCCCACUAUCUGGGCUGGGUUGUGUGUAUUGGAUUUCAAAGUGCUCACAGAAUGACUCACCUCACUCUCCUCUACUGUCAGCUCUCUGAAAUGACACAGCCUUAGUAUAGCCAGUCUGUGAGAAAUUGACUACUAGUACUGGUACAUAAAAUAGGGGGACUAACACACUGACUGACCCAUAACUCCCGGCAUCAGAUGAACUGAUAGAGAUUUUCUCGGACAGUACUAAAAUUGCUCAAUCCAAAUUUUCACAAUGCUGGAAGGAUUUGAAUAUUUGGUUGACGACAACAGAACCCGGGAAAUCCCGCUACAUGUUGCAUUCAAGGAAAAGGGAGAGACCGUUGACAACCAAAGUGACCAUGGUAAUUUACCAGACUUUGAGAUGUAUACUCUCUCUCCAGACGAGUUCACGCCUGCUGUAAAAGCCGAAUUAAGAAGUACAAUAAAGACCAAGUUAAUGGUAAAAGGUCAAGAAAUACCAACCGUGGAAUAUCGACAACCGUUGUUGGAACAGUUAACACCAGAAGAAGAAGAGAAAAGAAAACGAAGAAGAGAAAACAAUAGACAAGCAGCACAGAGGUGUCGACAGAAAAAGAAGGAUUUGCUUGAUACGUUACAGAAGAAAACGCAAAACUUAGAGUGUCAGAACACGGACCUACGAAGACAGAUUCGAAGUUUGGAAAAAGAAAAAGAGGCUGCCGAAAAACUCCUUUCAGAGCACUUGAACGUCUGCAAGUAUCACGUGACGCACGAGGCAUGACAAUAUGUUUCACCAGUGUCUAGCAAAGUUGAUACAAUGGAUUUGGAUACGGAUUUGAACAGCAAAUAGUCACAAGUUUGGCCGCACGCAUCACGCGAUCAGCCUUCAGAAGACCACCACGCACUUGACCAUACUUCAAUUAUGUCAUAUCCGGUCAUCCCGAUUAAGAUCGAUGUGUGGACUGCUGUUAAGGGUUUUUAAGAAACCUCAUUCUUUCAUAAGGCUUUCUGUGAAUAAAGCCAAACGAAAACGAAAGAUGGAGAUGGAGAACAUGUGAAUAUCAAGACGACCGUCACAUUUACGACAAUCGUUUAGAUUUAUCAGAAUCUGUGAUAAUGCAUUCUAAACCUUCAGACCAUCAUACAAAUUAAAGAUUGCUCAAAAGAAACUUGUUAAAAGUUUCGAUUCAACAUAUAUUUUCAGACUUAAAACUUGAAGUGUCAUACCUUUUUCUAUUUAUUGUGAUCAUGAUGUUUCUCUGUAUAUUUUUAUGAGACAGAAUUAAACACAUUAUAAUGGACACAAGAUAAAGGUAACUCUAUGAAAUUUUGUAUAUUUUGGAUUAAGAACUUUUUUUUUUACUGUAGCGAUAGAAAAAUGCAUAGGAAUUAGCGGGUAAUAUUAGAUGUUUCAAUAUGUAAUUAUCAUCAAUAUUGAAUAUUUUAAGAACUAUUUUACAAAACAUUAUCGUUUACCAUUUUCAAGUUCCUUUUAAGUGUAUUAGAAAUGAUUUUACAUUUCAGCUUUUGCGAUUUUUCCGAACUCUCAUUACCAUAUAACUGCAAAUAUAAUAUAUUAACAACGUACAAUAUCAUCUUUCUGGUUGCGAUUUUAGUUAAUAAAAAGUUAUUUAAAUCAUUAUUAUUAUUUAACAUUUUAAAUAUAGUAUAUGUAUAUCAUUUGAGUAUUAUUAUGAGUUUUUAAAUUACAUACAGUUUAUACUGUGUCCAUUUUGAUAUUACCUAUCAAUA
This is a messenger RNA of Lingula anatina, 1745 nucleotides long. Its product is annotated as protein c-Fos. Gene Ontology annotation, molecular function: RNA polymerase II cis-regulatory region sequence-specific DNA binding; DNA-binding transcription factor activity, RNA polymerase II-specific. The record is from RefSeq and is a predicted model, not a curated record. Lineage: Eukaryota; Metazoa; Brachiopoda; Lingulata; Lingulida; Lingulidae. Gene Ontology annotation, cellular component: nucleus. Gene Ontology annotation, biological process: regulation of transcription by RNA polymerase II.